UCAAAGUCGACACUUCCUUUAUAUAGUGUUGGUAACGUAAGCCUUCCACAGCAUCACAUUUGAGUGGGAGCUGGCUGGUAGCAGUGGGUGAUGGCAACUGCAGGCCCUCUUCCAAGGACUGAUCCUGAAGUGGAACGAAUGUCCAACCACAGAUUCAGCCCCGUGUCUGAGGACGAACCAUGCUGCAACCUCUCCCAGAAAGCCAAGAUCUGUCUGGGCACCUUCUGUGUCCUGGUCGUGCUGACCAUCGCGGCGGUGGUGGGUGUCCUGUGGGGUCUCCCGGCGCCCAAGCUCAAGGAGUGGGACGGGAAAGGCACCACUCCGAAUUUUCCGGAGAUUGUCCUGGGGCGAUGCUACACCUACACUAAAGUCCUGCGGCCUGAGCUGAGUCAUAAAGACUGCCGAAAGAUAGGGAAAGCAUUCAUGGAUGCAUUCCUUUCCAAGGACCCUUGUAGCAGUACAGAACGAGACUACCAACCGCUGCUGGAGCUGACAAAUCAAACUGUACCUUGCAACAAGACCCUCUUUUGGAGCAAAUCAAGUGAGCUGGCGCAUCAGUACACAACUGUCCAGCAGGAGAUGUUCACGCUGGAGGACACACUCCUGGGUUACAUAGCCGACGGUCUCAAGUGGUGUGGAGAUGCGGACUCUUCUGAAGUGAACUAUGGCUCUUGUCCAACCCGGGGAGGAAAAUGCAUCAACAACACUUUUUCUGUAUUCUGGAACACGGUGUCUAAAAGGUUUGCAGAAAAUGCCUGCGGUGUGGUCCAGGUGGUGCUCAAUGGGUCCAUCAGUAAUGGCUUUAAUAAAAACAGCACUUUUGGAAGUGUGGAAAUCUAUAAUUUGCGUCCAGAGAAGGUUCCUACACUGCAAGCCUGGGUGAUGCAUGACAUUGGAGAUCGCAGUGUCGCAUGCUCAAGUUCCUCCAUCAAUGAUCUGAAAUUGAUUUUAAGCAACAGGAAUAUUAAAUUUACCUGCCACGAUAACUACAGGCCUAUCAAGUUUCUUCAGUGUGUGAAAAAUCCUGAGCAUUCAUCCUGCAGAUCUUUAAUAUGAGCCAAUAGGCAUGGCAGUUUCAGAGCUUGGAGCCCUUCUGAUAUACAUCACUGUGCCUGACUCAGGAGACACGCUGGUGGAAAGCCUACAUCCUGACAUCCCUCUCCUCUGUCAUCAUGUCAACACUGGAGAUGGAAUUCUUUCCCCCCAAAGUCUUAAAAUAACUUAUGUUAUUUACAUAGUUUUAUUUUCAACUCCUAAUAUUUAAGAAAAGUUAUAUAAAAUAAAAAUGAAAAUUUUGUAUUAAAUUAUUUCAUUUUAAUUUUCAUGUCAUGCUAUUAUGUAGUUUAUAUGUUGGUAACAUUCUUUCUAUCGAAGAAUGACCACACCAAAAUCUCUUGUUUAACAGGCAAGAAAAAUAAAGAAAGGUAGAUGUCCAAACUUUUCAGAAAACAUUACAUUUGCAAAUGAAUAACAUUGUCUCAGGAUAUAUUUUUGAACCUUUCCUACAGAUAAACAAUAAUGCCAUGGUUAUGGGUCAUGUUGGGGAAAAUAUUCUGUAGGAUAUAAACUACCCAUAUAAUGGAUACUUUACCUCUAAGAACCUUUGUAACAACUCUAUGAUGUUGGUAUUAUUAUCUCUCAUUUGUUAGAUGAGAAAGUGGAAGUUCAGAGAGAUUAUAUAAUUAGCCUAAGGUCAUACAUUUAGUUCAAGGCAGAGGCUGAAUUUGAACUCAGCUCUGUCUGACUCCAAAGUAUAUGUGCUCUCUCUGUCUAGGCCUGUAAUACCAAACUGUCAGUGCCUUGUUUUUGCUUCCAAUAAAUGCAUGUUGGA
Rhinolophus ferrumequinum (greater horseshoe bat) is the source of this 1831-nucleotide messenger RNA. Its product is annotated as ADP-ribosyl cyclase/cyclic ADP-ribose hydrolase 1. The record is from RefSeq and is a predicted model, not a curated record. Gene Ontology annotation, biological process: positive regulation of B cell proliferation. The transcript has 9 exons. Lineage: Eukaryota; Metazoa; Chordata; Mammalia; Chiroptera; Rhinolophidae. The coding region runs from base 91 to 1056 and encodes 321 amino acids. Gene Ontology annotation, cellular component: plasma membrane. Gene Ontology annotation, molecular function: phosphorus-oxygen lyase activity; NAD+ nucleosidase activity.